AUGUCGUCUCGUCAUCAGGCGUCCGGCUCUCCUCGGUCACAAGAUGAGCGUCACUUGAGCCGCGGCAGCGGCAGCGGCAGUGGUCGUCGCUCGCCGCCCUUGUCUGCUGCUGCUCGAUCCUCCAACACUAGCCGAGAACCUCCUUCUAAACGGCUCAGACCAAAUCAUCCAGGAUCCGCCCCUAAGCACACAGAGGCAUCAGCGACUGCAACUCCAUCGAAAGAGCAAGACGAUAUAGCUCCCAAUCUCGACAGCUGGCUAGACGGGUAUGAUGCCGGAAUCGAUCAGGAGGAACGCAGGCGAAAGGUCUUGGAGCAGAGUCGCAGACGGCGCGAGGCUAUAUUGGAAAAGUACAACAGCACCCAGGCGGCGCCAGCGUCAGACAAGUACAAGGACGUCCGCUCUGAGGCAAUAUCCAAGGCUUCACCAUCGAGCGCCAUCCACAGCUCGUCUGCACCGUCCGAGCAGCCAACAAACUUUUAUCUGAUCAAGAGCGCGGCUCAUGCUGAUAACGCUGCCGGAUCGUACGCCGAUGUCGAAGCUCUGGUCUCUGCUGCUGAGCUCGAUCCGGACGCCGACCGUGCAGACGAGCUGGCUCGGCUUGAAAAGCGUCGUCAGUCCCAACUGUGCUCAACAUCCAAGCAAGCAGCACAGGAGCAGGAGUACGAAGAGAUCGAAGUCACCGAACAUGAAGACGAUGCCGAGCUCGAUAUGUUUGCUCUUUCUGACGAUGACGGCAUGAACGAGUCCAAUGACAGAAAGAAAAAGACCAAACUGGUUCGUUUCCCCAAGGCAAACGGCUCUACAGCCGCCCUGAUCAGCAACACCAAACCGUUGCCAUUGGUAGACGCAGCAUCAUCAAGCGCCGCAAAUCUGUCGAGCAACUGGGACGACGGCGACGGCUAUCUGCGCACCAUUCUCGGCGAAACGCUGGACGAACGGUACCAGAUCUCUGCUGUGGUGGGCAAGGGCAUGUUCGCGUCGGUGGUGCGCGCACGCGAUCUGGCCGACAACGGGCGCGAAGUGGCGAUCAAGAUCGUGAGGGUGCAGGAAAGCAUGUACAAGGCAGGACUCAAGGAGGCGGGCAUCCUGCGCAAGUUGAACGAAACGGAUCCCGACGACCGAAAGCAUGUGGUGCGUUUGGAAAGACGCUUCGACUACAAGGGACACCUGUGCAUGGUUUUCGAGUCGCUCGGCAUGAACCUGCGCGAACUUGUUCGCAGAUACGGUCGCGAUGUUGGUCUCAACCUGCAGGCAGUGAGAGCGUACGCGCAUCAGCUGUUUCUCGCGCUUUCGCACCUUGCCAAGCAGUCGGUCAUGCACGCCGAUAUCAAGCCGGACAAUGUGCUGGUCAACGACGCCAAGACAUCGCUCAAGCUUUGCGAUCUUGGCUCGGCUUCGUUGCUCAGCGAGAUGGAGAUCACGCCCUACCUCGUCUCUCGCUUCUACCGCGCACCCGAGAUCAUCCUUGGUCAGGCGUACGACUGCUCGAUCGACGUGUGGUCCGUGGGCUGCACUCUGUACGAGCUGGCCACGGGCAAGAUCUUGUUCCCCGGGAGGACCAACAACCAAAUGCUUCUGUUGAUGCAGGAGGUGCGAGGACGCUUCACCACCAAGCAGAUCCGCAAAAGUCAAUUUGGCGAGCAGCACUUUGACGACGCCAACGCGUUCCUCUCGAUGGAGCCCGACAAAAGUACAGGCUCAAACGUUGUGCGCAGGGUGAUGCUGCAGAAGCCCCGCUCGGAUCUACGCUCGCGUUUGCUGCCCGCUGAUGCGGUCAAGCAUCUUAAAGCGGACGAAGUCAAGAUGACGAAUCACUUCAUAGACCUCCUCGAGCGGUGCUUGGAGCUGGAUCCUGCCAAGCGAAUCAAGCCGAAGGAGGCGCUCGAGCAUGCCUUUCUCGCGCACGUCGCGAAACCUACCUGA
This is a messenger RNA of Pseudozyma hubeiensis SY62, 1926 nucleotides long. RefSeq lists its product as hypothetical. The coding region runs from base 1 to 1926 and encodes 641 amino acids. NCBI's taxonomy places the organism in Eukaryota, Fungi, Basidiomycota, Ustilaginomycetes, Ustilaginales, Ustilaginaceae. The record is from RefSeq and is a predicted model, not a curated record. Gene Ontology annotation, molecular function: protein serine/threonine kinase activity; ATP binding. Gene Ontology annotation, biological process: peptidyl-threonine phosphorylation; peptidyl-serine phosphorylation; mRNA cis splicing, via spliceosome. The transcript has a single exon.